AAAAAACCGUUAGUUGCAGCCCUAUAUUUAACUUAAGGUGGACAGCUUUACGCUGUGCCCAGGAAACACAAUGUAACUACACCAAACGCUGGCUCAACUAGUGGUUCCGUUCUUCCCGACAGGACUUGAACGCAGCGUCAGGCCAGGGGCGGGUAGGCGCUAACUGUGCAGUAUGGCGGACGAUGGAGACAGUUCGAGCGGACCACUUGACACAAGCGGCGGGCAGGGGGCAGCGGAUGAGUCGGGCGGGCUCGGCCUCGGCGGGAUGUUGCUGAAUAUCAUUAUUCUGGUUCUGGUGGUGGCGGGCUGUCUGGCGGUGUACCGGCGGUGGUGCAGGCGGCUCGGCUCCGACGCGGCCCAGGGCGACGAGGCCUCGGCGCUUCCCAAGAUGAGGAGACGGGACUUCACUCUGGAGCAGCUGCGGGAGUACGACGGACUCCAGAACCCCCGCAUCCUGAUGGCUGUCAACAUGAAAAUUUUCGACGUGACCAGCGGCAAAAAGUUUUACGGGAAAGACGGCCCUUACGGCAUUUUCGCGGGCCGGGAUGCUUCAAGGGGCCUGGCCACCUUCUGCCUGGAGAAAGACGCCCUGAGGGACGAGUACGACGACUUGUCAGACCUCAGCGCCGUACAGAUGGAGAGCGUGAGGGAGUGGGAGAUGCAGUUCAUGGAAAAAUACGAUUACGUUGGGAGGUUGCUGAAGCCCGGAGACGAGCCAUCGGAGUACACGGACGAGGAGGACAUCAAGGACCACCUGAAACACGACUGAAAGGUUCCAUCACACCGACCAAAGCCAGGAGCCCCAAACAGCUGCGACGGACCGCCCCCGCCCCCCACCCCCCAGACCUCCUCCUCCUCCCGCCCCAAUCGAUCUUCCUGCCACUCUCUUCGCCUUCCCCACUCCCCAGACUCUUUGCCUCCUGAAUCUGUCCGGUGCCGUGGCCGUUCUUGAAGGACAGGACUCAAGUCUCAACGCCCAGACCUCCCUCCCUCUUCAUCCCGCAAAGAUUACCACCCAAAAGAAAGCAAUUGGAAACCUCCGAAGAGGGGCUUCUUUUAACGACAGCAAAGGCGCCCGGGGGGGAGAGAGGUUGUGCCAUUAGAUGUAUAUGAAACAAAACCGCAAAAUGUUGAAGGGGGAAGGGAAAGGGGGGUAAAGUGUGGUCAUUGUGGUCACCGCCGCCGAGCGCUGGGUGGAGGUUGGUCGGAGUUAGUCAGAAACACAUUGGUCGAAGAUGAUCAGUGGAUUGGGAUGGGGAAACAGAUUUCUCUCUCUUUUUAUCUGUGGUUUAGUCACAUUGCGAAUGAAACUGCUUCAGCUUCGGACAGCUUAUCAGUCAAUCAUUUCUGUUUUUUUUUUGUUUUUUUUUCAAAUCAUUGCCCCCCCCCAUUGUUGAGAGGGCAGUGCUGUGGCCUAACCAAAGGUAAUUGGCGGGGCGUCGCAUUUUCCUGUUGUGUUUGUAGUGUAUGCACUACUAGUUUUCUUUGUUUGUCACCAUGUGAUUGUAUUUGUUUAGUAGCAUAGAGGGUGGGAGAGUGGGAGGGAAGGCUUUUCCUUUUUCUUUUCUUUUUUUUUUUCUUUUGGAUGGGGUUGGGGGGUGGGGGGGUCCUUGCCAUAUGAAACCCUGUUUUGAAUCACAUCAGAGGGACUGAAACACUGAUCGGGAAUAAAAAGGGAAGGUGUUAAGGCAGUCCUAAUCAAUCGACUCAAUUGUUUACAUGCCUCACAAGCCAGCUGCAAGUCUGUAGAUUCCCCUGAAAACGGUCCAAGUAUUAAUUGUGCCUUAUUUUGUUUGUUGUGUCAGUCCUGACUGGUCUAACAGAGGAGGUGAGCGCAGGGAUGGAGGUGUUGGCUUUUCCCAGACUCGGUGCCCCAGACUGUAAAGAAGGCAUACGUUCUGACAGUCGUCCACGCACAGACUGUAAUAUUUCCCCACUUCACAAACUUUGUAAAUAAACCGUAUGAAUUACUCAGUGUUACUGCCAUAUUUAUGUAGUUGAUGAACUCCAUAUACGUUUAAUGCUAUGUCGUAUUGGCCAAAACCCCCAUGGAUUUAUUUUUUUUUUUGUUUGUUUUCCUUUUUUUCUUUUUUUUCCGUUCUGAACUUAUUUUUAAACGUGUGUGAAUUUCCCCCUCCCCCCUCCAAAAAAAAAAAAAAAAAAAAAAAAAAAAAGGAGUGUUGCAAAGUGCUGCAGGGCGGGACCGGGAGCUGUUCUUGCGAAUUUUUUUUUUUUCGGAGACGUUGCUUAUCCUGUAAAUAUAUCUAUCAUUUUAUUAAAGCAUGUGCAACAACAAAGUGAGCUAUGCCGAAUUCCCAUCACGUCAUGUAUUUAAAUGUUGGGUGUGUGUGUGUGCGUGUCUGCGUGACAGAGGCAGGAAGGGAUAUGUUCAUGCAUAAUAAAUCGAUUUGGUUAAUAAUUGAAGAUGUCUGGAAUUUAUUUGCUGUUAGAGAAGGAAUGAUUGGAUCGCUACCAGGAAAAUGUUUUGUAG
Xiphias gladius (swordfish) is the source of this 2491-nucleotide messenger RNA. RefSeq names its product progesterone receptor membrane component 2 (gene pgrmc2). The record is from RefSeq and is a predicted model, not a curated record. The transcript has 3 exons. NCBI's taxonomy places the organism in Eukaryota, Metazoa, Chordata, Actinopteri, Istiophoriformes, Xiphiidae. Bases 173 to 769 code for a protein of 198 amino acids. Gene Ontology annotation, cellular component: membrane; endomembrane system.